Messenger RNA from Chlamydomonas reinhardtii, 5256 nucleotides. RefSeq lists its product as uncharacterized. The transcript has 8 exons. Gene Ontology annotation, biological process: negative regulation of fatty acid biosynthetic process; positive regulation of transcription by RNA polymerase II; double-strand break repair via homologous recombination. Lineage: Eukaryota; Viridiplantae; Chlorophyta; Chlorophyceae; Chlamydomonadales; Chlamydomonadaceae. The coding region runs from base 213 to 4844 and encodes 1543 amino acids. Gene Ontology annotation, cellular component: BRCA1-A complex; plasma membrane; BRCA1-BARD1 complex. The record is from RefSeq and is a predicted model, not a curated record. Gene Ontology annotation, molecular function: ubiquitin-protein transferase activity.
CCCACACGGUGGCUCCUUGAACAUUUGUCUUUGGCCUGAGCGCUGUGAAGUAUGCCAAGAGCGUCUACAUGCGCGUGACAGCUUCGGAGAGGAUGCCCAGCUCGAUGCGCUGCGCGCCUGGGCGCAAAAUAGACCUUUCCCUGCCAGGCCUUUGCCAAGAACGUCUUUAAAUCAGCUGAUUCCUCGUGCGCGUCGCCUGGGACGUCACAAACAUGAAGAGCCCACCGGGGAUUGGGGCAGAGCUUCUCAACAUGUUUGGAGGCUGCACCCAGUUUAUUAAAACGGCUACCUGCCCGCUGUGUCACCAACUUUGGGUCGACGCCAGCAGCUUCCCGUGUGGCUGCACCUUUUGCGAGGCGUGCGCCAUAGCAACGCUGGAGGGCCCCGGGAUCCACCAGUCGGAGUGCCCGCAAUGCAAGCACAAGUACUGGAAGAAGGACUUGAAGCCCAACCACACGUAUCGCAACAUUCUGGAGCAGGCGAGGCUGUUUCUCGGUUUCUUAACCCCGGUGGUGGAAAGGCUGCGUCCUGGCGCGGAGUCAAUGGACACACAGCCUGGCGGUGACAGCGGCAGCGCAGGAAAUGCCGUCCCUAAGGCGCCGUUCGGCCCAGACAGGCUUGGCGACGCCGGCGACGCGGCUGAAUGCCAGCCGCUGCCGGCUGUUGCCCCUGCCGCGCCCAGCCCUUGCAUGCAGCCACUCGCGACGGAGCACCAGCACCGCAACGCGCCGGAAGGAGGGCCGAGUGCAAUGGAGGACCGUUGUGUAUCGCCUAUAGCGGCUAUGGCGGUAGGCGCUGAUGCCGGCGGUGCGGCCGCUGACACGGACGGCGCCGGAGAGGAGCAGGUGGCAAGCCUGGGUGCGGGACUGCGGCGAAGCAAUCCGGGCAUUCCAGGCGCCUUCGCGGCGGUUUGUGCGACGGCGGUAGCAGAGGUGUGGGGUGACAGGCAGGCGGAAGCGGGCAAUCGUGGAAGUGUGGCGACUGCCGGCACGGUUGCGCCGGCGCCGGCAGUGGCGGGGCCGCUGGCGGAGGUUGACACGAAUGUGCAGGAGGGAGGCCGUCAGCCGGUGGGGGCCGCGGUCGUGGAGCUGGACGCAUGGGCCAAGCCACAGCCCCGGAGGCUGCAGCAGCGGGAGCGGGAACAGCAGCACGAGCAGCAGCAGCGACAGGCGCCGGGUGCUGACAAGGAGUAUAUGCCGGGUGUGGAGGCAGGCAGCGGCCCUGGCUGCUGCUCCGCUGCGGUGCUUCUCCGUGCCGGCGGCUCUGAGGAACAGCGCGGUGGCUCGGCGUCAGCCGGAACGCCCGUUGGCGACAUGCCGGCGCAGCUGCGGGAGGCGGGCGCGUUCGCCUUCCCGCCGCCGGGUACCACGGGCAAGCCCGCGAGGGCCAGCAGUGGCAGCGCUGCCGCGCGGCGCUGGCGUCACCACGCCGUGCCGGCAGUGAACGGGUGCGGCGGCGGCCCAGGCGCGGGCAUGCCCUGCGGGACGCCUGCUGGCGGCGCAGCGGCGGGGCGGCAUGAAGCAGCUGGAGCUGUGGGCGGCAGCGCGCCUGCAGCAGGCGGGGCGGGGGCACCAGGGGCGGGCGCCCCUCAAGGAGUGCCAGUGCUGGGAACCGGCGUGGCCACACCACGCACCAACCUGUUGCCACCGCCCCGCUCCCAGCCGUGCAUGGUCUGGCCCUCGGCCUACCAGGGCCGAUGGCAGGGCUCCAGCGGCGCUGGCGGCGGCGGCGCAGCGGCCGCGGCCGCCCCCGGCGCAGCCGGCACCGCGCGGCCCGGCUCAGUCGUCAGCAUCCGCCGCACUACGCCCAGUGUCAACAAUGCCUACCUGCAUUUCCACAGCGUACUGGAGGAGGGUGUGGACAAGAUGGCCCGGCAGCCGGACGCGGUGCGCGCCGCCGCACACGCUGCCGCCGCCGCGGCCGGCGUUUCGGACGACUUGGCGUGGCGCGAGGCUGCCGCGGCGGGCGGCGACUGGCUGGCGUUCGACGAGGACGCGUGGCUGCGGCAGCUGCUGGCGCUGCCAGGGCCAACGGAGGGCGAGCGCGAGGCUCUGGAGUUCGAGGUAGGGAUCGUGGACAUGUUUCUUCAGGAGCUGGAGGAGCGCAUUGACGCGGUGCAGGAGCCGCCGAGGCGGCUGCUGCAGGCACCCGCCGCCGCGAGGGCGGAGGCCGCCGCAGCUGCCGCGGCUGCUGCCACUGCAGCGGCGGCGGCAGCUGUACAGCCGCGUGUGGAGGCGUCUGGGGGGGAGGGCCCACUGCCGGCGGUAGCGCCGCAAUCAGAGGGCCGGACUCAGCUGCAGGUGAUGGGGCUCGAGGGCCACACGCAGGAGGCGGGCGAACAGGCGGUGGCUACCGCCGCUGCUACUGGGGAGGCCGAGGCAGCUGUGCAGGAGAGGUCAGGGAGGCCAAGCGUUCCGGCAGCAGGGGUGCAGAUGGCGGCGGCGGAUACAGCCGUCAUCGCGGCGGCGGUACUGGCAGGGACGGUUACAGGAGCGAAUGAGGCCGUGCUGGUGGGGCCCCGACCGCAGCUGCCUCUGCCCCUACCGCUGGCGCCGCACGCGCCGCAGCCGCCGGAAGAGCAAUGGUUGCCGCCGCCGCUGAUACAGCAACAGCAGAAGCAGCCGCUGGAGAGUUCCGCGCAAGCUGUCGUCUCGGGCCCGGAGGCACUGCCAGCGCAGCAGCCGCAAGAGCAGCAACUGGAGGCAGCGGAUGUCGUCAUGGCGGCUGACGCAAGGUCGGCCGAGGCGGAGCAGGCUGGGCCAUCAUGCGCAGCGGCGGCCCUAGGCGCUGCCGACGGCAAGGCGCCAUGCCCUCCACCCUCCCGAAAAAGCGCUUUGGAUGUGCAGCACGCGGCAGCGGUGGUGCCGCCGCCGCCGCCGCCGCUCCAACACCAGCACCGGGUCUCCCCGCUGCACGCCGCGACGGCAGCAGCGCGGCAGCAGGACACGGGCGCCGCCCAAGCCGGCGCUCGGGCCAAGCGCCAGCGAACUAGCGCAGGCGCCAGUGGCGGAUCGGCCUGUGCAGCAUCACCCACGCCCGCACCAACACGGCUAAUAGAAGACGCAGCAACUGCCGCCGGCGCCGCAGGACCUGCCCCCGAUGCCCCGGGCCAGCCAGGUGCCAAGUUGCACCAGCCGCAGCCGCACGACCUGCAUCAGGGGCAGCAGGGCCACGGCCCGGCGGCCAAGCAGCAGGGGGCCGGCGGGAAGGGUCAGCAGGUGCCGGCCGCCAGUCGCCGGCACGUGCUGAAGAAGAAGCGGUCCCGCGAGGCCCGCCCCCAGGCUGCAGAGUUUGCGGGUGCGGGUGACGGGGCUGCGGCUGGGGCUGAGGCCGGCGUGCCGGCAGACACUCGCGCCCCUGACACGGCAGCUGGUACGGCUGCCGGCGCUGCCACCAGGGUGGCUGCUGCCGGUGUCACUGCAGCGGCACCUGCUGCUGCCGGCACCGCUCAGGCCGUGCCCGCCGCAGUGAACAAGGCAGAAGCCCGGCAUGGCCCCGCUGCAGCGCCGCGCAUUACCAGCGACCCUGGCAGCGAUUCAGAGGAGGCGGCCCGCGCGGACGGCGUGCCCGCCCGACGGCGGCGUCGUGAUGGAAUGCGCGGACUGGCACGGCACCGCUCUCUGCCGCCUGCGCCUGUGCCCGGCUCAGCGCCGCCCCCGUCCAAGCAGCACCAGCAGCAGCCUGGCGCGGCACGGGCAGCCCGCCGCUCGGCCGCCGUCGCGGUACCUGCCGCUGCCGCCGGUGCUGCCGCCGCUUCCACUCCUGCUGUCGAGGCCGCCGAGGCGGCGGCUGCACUCCAGCAGCAGGAGCUGGCGGAGGCGGGCGGAGGCGGCGCCGGCCGGUCCCGGCGCGGGCCGGCGCGCACCAGCCACUGGGUGGUGGGCACGAGCCUGGGCGCCGACUCGGGUCGGCUGGAGGAGCUGGGCGCUCGCUUCAAGGCGGUGGAGGUCCUGCCGGACGUGGCGCCGUCCAUGACGCACAUGGUCGUGCGGCUGCGGCAGGACCGGCGCGCCGAGCAGCGCACGCUCAAGUACCUGCGUGCCGCGAUACGCGGCGUGUGGGUGGUGGGACUGGCCUGGGUGGAUGCCUGCCUGGUUGCGGGGCGGCUGGUGCCGGAGGCGCCCUUCGAAGCCACGGGUGACCUGUACCACACCGGCACGCCCGCCCUGACACGGCAGAUGCGGGUGCGAGGCGAGCCCAUGUCGCUGUUCUCGGGCUUGUCCUUCUGCACCGCGCACUGCAAGGACGUGGGUAGCUCCAACCUGCCGCAGCUUGAGGCGCUGCUGCAGGAGGCCGGCGGCACACUGGUACAACGGCCGCUGCCACGGGCCGCUGUCACGGCAGCGGCGGCAGCAGCACCAGGCUGCUGCGGCGGCGGGGCAGUGGCACACACGAGCCUGGCCGCCUCCCUUUUCGGCGGGGCGGCAGGAGACGACCCCUACACCGUCAGCAGCCGCGGCGGCAGCCCGGAGGACAGCGGCAGUGGCGGCGGCAACGGCUGCUGCUUUGCCGGGGCGGCCGGAAAUGCGCCCGGCGCCAUCUCGAUCCCGCCGGUGGUGGUGCUGGUGGUGCGGGAGAGGGGCGGCAAGGACAAGGACCUGAGCGGCCUGGUGGCGCGUGUGGCGCGCGAGUGGGGCUGCCCGCUGGUGCUCACCACAUGGGUGUACGACAGCAUCUCGCACUACAGCCUGUUGCCGCUGACGGGGAACUACGUGGUCCACGGCGGCAAGCAGGCGCAAACGCAGCCGCCGGCCCUGGUGCUACCGCUCCUGCAGCAGCCGCUGCACCACCAGCAGGAGGGAGCCGCACAAAUGACUGACAACAACACAACGGGUUUGACAUAGACGUACAUAAGUCAUGUUAAGGAGCUGAUUUGGUAUUGUGGAAGGGACUUGUUACUGGAACACUGGUCAAGUGAGCGGGUCAGUGCAGGCGUGUCGAAGAUUUCUGGCGCAGGAUGUUAAGGCAGUCGUUGGCCCCGCACUAGCUACUGUACGCGGGCAGUGCCUUGCGCACACAGCAGCUGGUGGAUGAUCCUUGCGUAUUCUGAGUGUGCAGGAGAGAGAAGAGAGACUGAGCCUGGACACGUACGUGUUGUGGUGCUGAACCGAUGUGCUAGCAAGCCCUACCGUACGCUGGUGCUGGUGGUGUGCGAGAGGGCCUGGGGGCGUGCCCCCUGAGCUCGAGGGUACCACAAGAUCUCUUCCAGCACCUGUGAGACUUUUUGGCUGGUAGUCCUUGUAAUCCUUCAGUCCU